Messenger RNA from Syngnathoides biaculeatus (alligator pipefish), 4863 nucleotides. RefSeq names its product integrin alpha-D. NCBI's taxonomy places the organism in Eukaryota, Metazoa, Chordata, Actinopteri, Syngnathiformes, Syngnathidae. Gene Ontology annotation, molecular function: integrin binding. The record is from RefSeq and is a predicted model, not a curated record. Bases 13 to 3642 code for a protein of 1209 amino acids. The transcript has 30 exons. Gene Ontology annotation, cellular component: external side of plasma membrane; integrin complex. Gene Ontology annotation, biological process: cell adhesion mediated by integrin; cell-cell adhesion; integrin-mediated signaling pathway.
CAUUGCAUAGACAUGUCUUUCAAACAGCACCUCGCUUCUGUACUGAGAAGUGCAACCAGAAAGAUGUGCCUGCAGCUUUGCGGAUUCCUGUUGAUCUGGGUUGUUACUCUCCCUAUGUCUUGGGCAUUCAACAUUGAUACCGCAAAUCCCAAAGUGUAUAAUGGGGAUCAAAAAGCUUUCUUCGGAUACCGAGUGCUUCAGUACAUGUCUGGCUCCAACAAAGGGGUACUUGUCACUGCACCUCUUCAGAAUAAUGGAUCCGGGGCAGUAUGCAAACUAGAUCACAGCCAAACUACUAAAUGCUUCAAACCACAAGGACUCUCAUUUGAAGACAAAGGGAUACAAGUCAAACAUCUUGGACUGUCCAUAGCCGAAGAUCUGAUAAACUCCCAAUUCACCGUUUGCAGCCCUUAUGUAGCUCACGAAUGUUAUGAGAACUCCUACCUGAACAGUGUCUGCUACAAGAUAACAGAAAAUCUUCAGCAGAUUUCCUCUUUCAAACCCCUUUUUCAAGAAUGCAGAAAAAAGACUGUCAACCUUGUCUUCCUCUUUGAUGGGUCGCGCAGCAUGACAGAUGAUGACUUCGAAAAAAAUAAAGAUUUCAUACUGGAUAUAAUGAGCAGCCUCAAAAACACAUCAAUCAAGUUUGCAGCAGUUCAGUUUGCCUCAACUUACAAGACAGUCUUUGAUUUUUUUGAAUAUGAAAAUGAGAGUGCACGCCAAAAACUUCAAGCGGAAAGUCAUAUGCGAAGUCUCACCAACACUCACCGAGCCCUGCGAUUUGUAUUGGAAAACCUCUUUGAGAAUAAAACUGCAGGUGCCUCAUCCGAUGCAACAAAGGUUCUGGUCGUGAUUACAGAUGGAAAUCCAAGUGACACUGAUGAAGACGCAAAUAUGAUUAUAAAGACCUAUACUGAAAAACAGAUCAUUCGAUUUGUCAUUGGGGUCAAUAUUGACAGCUUGGAACAAGUGGAGACCAUUGCCUCGGACCCAAAGGAAACAUAUGCUUUUAAAAUUGAGAAAUAUGAAGGGCUGACAAAAUUACUUGAAACCUUUCAAAAAUACAUAUUUAACAUAGAAGGAGACACCAAACUGGCACGGGCCCAAGAUAUCACCAAUGAGAUGUCACAGAGGGGAUUCAGUGCUGCAUUCUACAAAGACACCAUGAUUCUGGGUUCAGUGGGCUCAAACAGUUGGCGUGGUGCUCUGUAUGAGCAUCAUGUUCAAAAUGAGGCAGAAAUUAAAGAUUCACAAAUGCAGAUGGACUCUUACAUGGGAUACUCUCUAUCUGUAGGACAGGUGAACAGGGUUCCGCUAUAUUUCACGGGUGCACCAAGAUUUGAGCAUGUAGGACAAAUUGUACUCUUUGCACACAACGGGGACAGUUGGAAUGUAACCCAAAGAAUAAAUGGGCAACAGAUUGGCUCCUACUUUGGGGCAGAGCUUUGCACCAUUGACGUGGACUCAGAUGGGAAUAGCGAUUUUCUCCUGGUCGGGGCACCACUGUUUUACCACCCUCAGGAGAAGGCUGAGGGCCAGAUCUACGUCUAUACGCUGACUGAAGAGAUGCUGUUGAAAAGUGAAAUAAAUGUAACCGAACUGUCCAUGGGGAGAUUUGGUACCAGCAUAGCUAGUCUUGCAGAUCUGAAUGGAGAUGGGCUGCGAGACGUUGCAGUUGGGGCCCCUCUUGAGGAUGCUAACGCAGGGGCAGUGUACAUCUACUUAGGUGACAGACGCCAAGGGAUACGCAGUGUUUAUUGUCAGAAGAUCCUGGGGCAGAAAAUAAAACAUGGGAUAAGAUUCUUUGGACAAUCCAUAAAUGGAAACUUAGACCUGGGGGAUGACGCUCUCCCAGACAUUGUAGUUGGAUCGUAUGGGGCCGCUGUUGUCUUAAGGUCAAGGCCCAUUCUUAAUGUUACAGCUCGUCUGUCUUUUCAUCCUAAGGAGAUAAGCAUCGAUGAAAUUGAUUGCUCAGUCAAAACGGACACAAUUUUACCUAUGGUUAACCUAACAGCCUGCUUCGAAAUGGUUGAAACAACAAAGAGUACACCAGGAGCUGUGACGUUAGGACUGAACAUUUCGUACAAGCUUGAUGUGGAUCCAAAGAGACAAUCACACCGAGGUUUUUUCAGUCCAAGUGACGGGAAAUUGAGAAAUCGAACUUUUACCCAUGAGCUGCUGGAAAAAGAGACAUGCUUCCCGUUUCACGUCUACAUGCCAAAAUGUGUGAAAGACACACAGUCGCCUAUCAGCAUCAAAUUAAACUUCUCCCAAGUGGACAGUCACAUUGCAGAUGUUGUCCUGAAUGCGGAUGGCAAAACACAAACUGUCAUUGAGGUUCCUUUUGAAAAGCGAUGUCGAAAGAAUGACACGUGUAUUGCUGAAAUUGAAGUUGACUUCAAAAUCUCAACUACAACUUUACUGGUGGCUGAAGAUAAUUACUUCAAUAUGUCCAUCACAAUAGCCAAUCAUGGUGACGACUCCUACAACACUAGCCUAAUAAUCGACUAUCCCCCAGGCCUCUCCUUUUCGAGGAUAUCUCAGAUUAUCACAGAGGCCACAAGACCAACGCUCCACAACUUCGAUGAUAUGGAGGGAGUAACGGACAAAACCAUAUAUGGUGUCAGCCUUCCAGUCUAUCGCAGCAGAUCGUCAGCAACAUUUCAAAGUUUUUUCCACAUCAUAACAAACUAUCAGUGGAACGACACUAUUGCAAUUAGUGUCACUGGGAAAAGUGACAACAACAACUCCACUAUGUCUAAGAUGACCAGGACACUCCAGGUGCAAUUUGAAAUAAAAAUGGCAAUAACAGUGAAAAUGGACACCACCACUUAUUUGAAUUUUACAGACGAUGACACAGACGCCAAAAGAAUGCUCAUUAUGUAUAAGGUAGAUAACCCUGGCUGGAAGGCUUUUCCUGUUAAUGUGUCGCUGAUGUUUCCCACUAAACUCCAACACAGCUUUGAGAUGGAAAAUUAUCAAGUCUAUGUGAAACAGAAAAAAACACAGUGCAAGAGCAUUACUGGAAUUCAUUCUGAAUAUUGCUCGCCAGAAAAAUACUGCAAAAUCAUCGAGUGUGACACUUACAUCCUGGAAAAAGAAUCUUCGACUGAGUUUAUAUUGUCUGGAGACAUAAAAUUUAGCAAUCUUGCAGAGCGUGCACAGAAUAAGGCAUUUCUGAAAAGAUAUACCGGAGAUAGUGGCGAGGUUAAGUUUAAAAGCAUGAUACACGUCGAUUACGACAAACAACGAUAUGUCCUCGAGUCUUAUACACAGCAGAUCAAAGGAAUGGAACAGAAACUGACGGAUAGCAUGUGGAAAGACAGCGAUCCCACAAAGAAAUGGUCUGAAGUUCAUGUUGAAUUCAUCAUUUCACCUGAUAAACAAUUCAUAAUUUUAACUGGAACUGCACUUGGACUUUCACUUCUGAUUCUUAUUACCAUCAUUAUGUAUAAGCUGGGGUGCUUUAAGAGAAAAACAGUCCAAUACUAUCAAGAGCAGGAAGAAGGGGCUGCUCUUCAGCUGGGAGCCUGUGCCCAGAACGACGACCUGGGCAGCAUGUCUGAGGCCGACCCGCCCGCUGAGGAAAAAACACUUCUUGAAGGCAACCAAUUGGCUGAUCCAGAGUCAGCACUGGAAUAAAUGAUAAUUACUGGACGAUACAGUCAAGCAAUUUAUGGACAUAUGCAUCACUGUCAAAAGAACAGAUAAUAUAGUGGAAUGUAAAUAUCGUAUACUAUUAUUUUGUGGGAUUUAUUGUUUACUCUUUUGUGGUGGUUCAUUCUGGCUGAGGUUUCUGUCAAGGUUUUAUGUUAUGUCUUGAGUGAAUGUUUUCUCUAUCUCAUCAUCAAUGAAGCAAAUUGGCAUGACCCUGGAUGAGAUGAGUGACAUUCAUUGUCUGGACACUGAGUGAAAGUUAAUUACUCUGUCAUGCGACCUGACUGGUUGAUUCACCCAUAAUCUUUAUUCUUCUAUUACUAUAAAACCAAGAUAGUUAACUUGGACAAACAUUUAUUUGGAAUUGGCAAAGGCCAUUUCAGUGAUUUUGGCUUCAUUGAGCUCCUAAUGCCGUAUUCAACACCUCAGUGAAGGAUGUGAAGCUGCCUGGUUGAAUUUUUCUUUCAAGCUCACAAAUAGUCCCAGGAACUGCGUAGUGACAGAAAGGAAAAAGUUGCAGAUGCAGAUAUUCUAAAUUAGUUUGUUAGGCUCUGGGCUCCUCUUCAGUAGCUCAGCCAUGGAUUUUUGAUACAUCCCUUGUUUGGUGGGCCUUUCCAACUGAAAGACUCUCAAUGCAGAUCAUGGAAAGGGCAGAGGAACUUCGUCUCACAGGAGCCUUGGCUACAAUAUGUUCUCUAGGUGGAACUGACGAAAGGGCUUUAGGACAAGGAGGUUUGGACAACAACACCUGUAAUAUUGACCGAAUAUUGAUUGAAGUUAAUGCUGAAGAAUAUCCAAGUAAUAGAGUUGUCAUUCAUAAAAGUACUGAGUCCAGUGUAUUUUUCCCAUGUGGCUUCACAUGGGAAAAUUAGUUUUACAGCAGCAUACAAGAAAAACAAUACAACAUUUAUAGUGAACAGUCUUCAUUACGCAGCCUCAAAGCUGCUCCUUCGACGGGAUGUCAAGACCGACAGCUGUGAAGAAAAUAACUGUCAUCCAAAUUAAUUCAGACCAUAUUCACAAUUCCACAAAAAAAACAUUUUAUCGGGAUAAUCAGCGUAAGUAGCAUUGUAUCACAUAAUCUUGGCCAUCACUAAAUAUGAAACAUACGUGGUUUGUAGAAAAAUGAUGAGAAAAUGUCAAUUAUGCAAGAGCAGCUGAGGAAUAUAAAAUGAAUCAAAUAUGCAGCACACUGUGUACUUGUAU